This is a messenger RNA of Parascedosporium putredinis, 846 nucleotides long. Lineage: Eukaryota; Fungi; Ascomycota; Sordariomycetes; Microascales; Microascaceae. The record is from the annotation of a GenBank genome assembly.
AUGGCGCACUCAGGGAGGACUGGGCGGAGAUUCCUAUGGCAGAAUAAGGGCCUCGACUUUUACGUGUCAUUGCUGGCGGACCAGUACUGGCAAGUCACGGCUCUCGAUGCCAUUUUGGUUUGGCUUCAAGAGGAAACCGCCAAUGUUGAAAGUCACCUCCUCAACAGCGAGUUCACAAAGACUAUCCUAUCCUCGUUUAGCACGAACAAACUCAACUCGUUUGACUCAAACCUACUGGAGCCGCUUCUCAAACUUGUCCGUUUGAGUCCUUCCAUUGCGGCCUCGCUAGCCGUCCCCGAGAUGCUAGCGGGCAUCUCUCAGAGGCUUGGCCAUAAGAAGCCGGUCGUCAGACUGAACCUUUGCGUCUUGUCCGCAUCAUCAUCGAUGCCUUCAUUGAUGAGCACCAUCCAGCGCCUCGCAGACAAGGAUUCUGCUGUCCUGGUGCGGAAUCUUGCGUCCGAGCUUGUGAAGCUGAGAGUUGGGCUGGAACCGUUUCCUGACGUGCUGGCCGCCCCGACUGUUAUUCCAAACUCGCCCGUGCCUUCAAGCCGACGGCCCGGAUCUGGAAACAGGCGAAACAACUCAUACACCCCACCAGGCCUUCAUGUCUCCAUGUCGGUGCCGCCUACUCCUAGCCACGCUAACCCGAGACACCGGCCUAGCAUCUCGACGUCUGGGGGUGCCUAUAUCGAAGGACGGUCCGACCGGAAUUCCGCGAAGAGUCAGUGGCGAUGUCUCUGCGGCAGCGAGCGUUCUCUCGAAUGGAAGCGCGUCCAGCAGUGGCAGCUCGUCGAUCCCGGGCAAAAGCCGUUUGCCGCGGACGUCUUUAUCCUACUCAAGAUCUAG